Messenger RNA from Rotaria socialis, 1431 nucleotides. The record is from the annotation of a GenBank genome assembly. Lineage: Eukaryota; Metazoa; Rotifera; Eurotatoria; Philodinida; Philodinidae.
AUGGCUUCUUACGGCGAGAAUGAUGACGCUGAAAAAGAGUAUUUGAUGGAGGAAUCAGAGGCAAAUCGUUUAUUGGAACGCCACAGUCAUAUGGACGUGUUCAAGAAAGUUCAAGAAGCUCAAGUUACUUUUGGAGAUAAAAGUAAGAAAGUACCGCAAAGGAUGUACUUACAACCAAUUGGUAGAAUACCCGAUUACCAAAACUUGCCCAACUCAAGGCAAUUUGAUUCUGAAAUCGUGGAACUAUAUAUUGAAAACGCAAAACUUCAUAAAGAUGCUGUUGAGCUCUGGGAAAAGCGGCAUGAAUAUGCAAUAAUAGAAGAUGAUUUCGGCCCAACACUUGAAAAAUUGUUAAAUAAUGGUGUUGACAUGUCGUUGAAUAAUCUGAAAAAUGCUAUUGCAAAAUAUGACCAAAAACCAAAAGAUGUAGACAUGCACGUUACAAAGAGUAAAGAAACAUUUCAAUAUUUCACGCAAAGAGGAGUUGGACGCGAUGAAGCACAAGCAUUUGCAUUGGCUAUCGCAUUUUAUACUGGUAAAUACGCUGCACCGAUGAGUAUGGCAGCAAAUAUCGUCGCUCGGCAAAGUAAACAUGGUGUCUUAAUGGCAUCAAAGGACAUAGCUGGUGUUGAUACUAAUGCAGCACUGAUUAUGUAUUAUCUAAUUAAAGGCUUAUCACAUAUCGAUUACUACUGGGGAAUAGUGCAUCGAUGUAUAGAACUCACGGAAGAAGAUCUCGCAGAUUAUAAGCCUGGUGAAAUUGUUACAUGGUUGCAAUUUAGUAGCGCUGACAAAAGAGAGAAAGGUUCAACUUGGUUUACCAAACGUAAUACAAUUAUGACCAUCUUUUCAUUGACUGGUCGAAGCAUAAGAUAUUUUUCAAAUUGUGAUAAGACAGAAGAUGAAGUUCUCUUUCUGCCACAUUCAUCAUUUUUAGUGUGUCACCUUGAUUUUGACGAAAAUCUUAAGAAAAAUCGUAUUUUUUUAAGACAAAUCGAACUAGGAUUGUGCAAAAACGUUGUCAUGUGGGUAGAUGAUAAUAUUUUUAAUCCGAACUGGGAAAAUAAAGAACAUAUGGAAAAAGCAAGCACACAAGGUACUCACGUGAACGUUCAUUUUAUACCAAAGUCGAGUACUGAAUUGGCUCUUGCCUUUCUUCGGUCACCAUUUGGGAAACGGUUGAAACUAAGUGAAACAUUUCGUUUUGUGACAGAUAUGAAGCGAACUAAUGAGAAUGAAUCCAACAACGCUGGUGCUCGGUUCGUUCAUGAAGCGCGUGCUCUUGGAUUCAAUCAAUCAUGUCUAAUAUUUACAAAAAAUGAAGCUGCAGCACAAGAAAAGCUUAAUAAAGUAUUCGCACGCCAGAAACAAACGGCAAUUAAGACAGGUUGCCGAAAUAUUGACCUAGAAAACUUUGUUACUUUCAAAUGA